UGUGUUUGCCGGCCGGAGACCAAACUUGUUUUUCCGCCUUAUUUCCAUAGCGAACGUAAAAUAGAAUUUCAAAACAAGAAGACACUUUUACUGUGAAACUCAUAGAAAACAAACGUGUCAGUAAUAAUGAAAUCUUUUAUAGAAUAUUCUGCAAACACAGAUUUUCCCAUAGAAAAUUUGCCCUAUGGUGUGUUUACCUCGCCCAAAAACACCCAAAAGCACAUUGGAGUGGCAAUCGGAGAAUGGAUUCUGGAUCUGAAUACAAUCUCGCAUCUUUUUGCUGGACCCUUGUUGAAAGACAAACAACAUGUUUUCAAGGAAGAGAAGUUAAACUCGUUUAUGAGUUUGACGAAACCGCACUGGAUUGAAGCGAGAAACACGAUUCAGAAACUUCUCGACGUCAAUAAUACUAAACUGAAAAAUGACAACGAGCUACGACAAAAGGCGUUUGUCAAGCAGAGCGAAGCAACGAUGCAUGUUCCAGCGGAAGUCGGCGACUAUACUGACUUUUACUCAUCAAUCCACCAUGCUACUAACGUAGGCAUUAUGUUCAGGAACAAGGAGAAUGCAUUGAUGCCUAAUUGGAAAUAUUUGCCAGUCGGUUACCACGGCCGAUGCAGUUCCAUUGUUAUAUCAGGAACGCCAAUUACAAGACCCAUGGGGCAGACUUUGCCUGUAGAAGGAGCGGAUCCUCACUUUGGGCCAUGUCGUCUGAUGGACUUCGAACUUGAAAUGGCUUUCUUUGUUGGAGGACCUCCAACUGCACUCGGAGAAAGGAUUACAGCUAAACAAGCUGAAGAUCGCAUUUUCGGAUUCGUUCUUAUGAAUGAUUGGAGUGCCCGUGAUAUCCAAAAGUGGGAGUAUGUACCACUUGGACCAUUUACGUCCAAAAAUUUGGGAACAUCUCUUUCCCCAUGGGUUGUUACUGUAGAAGCACUCCGCCCUUACAUUGUGAACAACUACCCUCAAGAUCCAGUACCAUUCCCCUAUUUACACCAUGAUGAUAAAUUCAACUUUGAUAUUAAGCUGGAGGUUGAUUUAAAGUCUGAGAAAUCAUCAGUGAUAACUACUAUAUCCCGAUCAAACUACCGCUUCUUGUAUUGGACAGCCAAGCAGCAGUUGGCACAGCAAACUGUGACUGGCUGCAACUUGCGUCCUGGUGAUUUGCUAGGAUCUGGCACCAUUAGUGGUGAUACAUCAGAUUCAUAUGGCAGCAUGCUUGAACUGAGCUGGAAAGGUACAAAACCUAUCCGCCUUCAAAAUGGUGAAGAAAGAAAAUUUUUACAGGACGGUGAUACAGUCAUACUCCGAGGCUACUGUGUCAAUGACCAUGGAGUCCGCAUUGGUUUUGGAAAAUGCGAGGGAAAACUUUUGCCAGCCCUGCCUUUUAAGGAAUAAAAACCAUGUUUUGAUACCAAGAAAUAUUACACCAUUGUGAUUUAGUUUUUUGCCACUUUGUGUCACUGCCAUGUGUGUUUUUAGAGCAAAUUUUGUAAUAGUUAGUCAACAAUAAAUGUGUAUUUUUGUUUUUUUUA
Melitaea cinxia (Glanville fritillary) is the source of this 1535-nucleotide messenger RNA. It is a transcript of the gene Faa, whose product is annotated as fumarylacetoacetase. The transcript has 9 exons. Bases 127 to 1398 code for a protein of 423 amino acids. Lineage: Eukaryota; Metazoa; Arthropoda; Insecta; Lepidoptera; Nymphalidae. Gene Ontology annotation, molecular function: fumarylacetoacetase activity. Gene Ontology annotation, biological process: L-phenylalanine catabolic process; L-tyrosine catabolic process; homogentisate catabolic process. The record is from RefSeq and is a predicted model, not a curated record.